Messenger RNA from Achroia grisella, 1646 nucleotides. RefSeq lists its product as uncharacterized. NCBI's taxonomy places the organism in Eukaryota, Metazoa, Arthropoda, Insecta, Lepidoptera, Pyralidae. The transcript is spliced from 2 exons. Bases 49 to 1251 code for a protein of 400 amino acids. The record is from RefSeq and is a predicted model, not a curated record.
CGAUUAUUCAGAUGUGAGCUAAAAUGGAUUUUUUGAUAUUUAUUGGUUAUGGUUUUACUGUUUCACAUUUUACUAAUUUUAUUUAUAAAUCUUAAGGUAAUAAAUAAUUUUGUACUUGAAGAAAAAAAGGGCGACAGUAAUAGUAUUGUAAUAAAUAAUGGGCAGAUAAAUUUUCAAGAUGUUCGUGAAAGGGGUUCGAAUAUUUUUAUUACAAAACCUUUCUUUCAAAUUAUUCAGAAUUUAACGAAAACGAAAACCUCAAAUCUUAAAUCUAAUAUCUUUGACAAAAUGCUGUCCGAUGAAAUGUUGUCUAUAAAAAGGCUUUUUCAUCAAAAGAAUCUUUCACAUACACCUAUUCAAAUUACCUCAAACGUAAGUGUGCCAACACCGACUAUAGAUAUAAAACAGAAAUGGCCAGCGGUAGAAUGUAUAUCUACAACAUCAAAUUAUACCAGAGACAUUACAGAUACACGAAAUCAAACAGAUACAACUACAAAAGAUAUUAAUCUAAUCUACAAUAAUGACCCUGUUAAAAAAGCAGUUAAAAAAAAUUUAGGACUUAGAAGUUUGCCUAAAAUGACUGCGAAUCCUGCAUUGGCUCGACAUCAUCAUUUGUCUAUGUCUAGCAAGGUAUGCACUUGUAUGAAGAAUAAUCCCUCUACAACAUGCAGCUAUAGAUGUACAGGCAUUACUAAAAAAAUUUGUACACAUACUUCGUCAAGCACAAAUUAUCAUCGAUGUACGAGAACUGUGCUACCACUAUCAAUGUUUCCAGCCGUGUAUGUGCCAUAUGAAACUUAUUUUGUAGAAUUAUCAACAAACGCACCUAACGAAUAUUAUGACAAUAAUUACGGUGACAAAACAGAUGAAUAUAAAUCAAAACACAAGCAUAAAAACAGGCCAUAUAAAGAUGAAGAUUUGUAUUAUGAAGAUACUGAACAUAAAGGAUCCUCAAAAUUGUAUAAUAAUGAAUAUUACGACUAUUAUUUAAAUAAACCUGUGACAGCGAGACCACAUGAUAUUGAUUCAUCAAAAAAUAUUGUGAAUGGGGAUCACUUUGUUAUCAGCAAAGUGAAUCAAGAUAAAUUGGUGAAUGAAGUAGAGAAAGAUUUGAAAAAGUUUUACAGUAAUGUGGCAAUUAAGGAUUGCUAUUGUUCAUCAGUGCUAAGAAAUCAUAUAGAACCUCUAAUGUAUUAUUUGCAUGAUGCAAGAUGCUUUUUAAUCCUAUUUAUAUUCUUGUUUCUUUUGUAAAUUCAUUGUUUUAAAUACUUUCCCAGUAAAAUUUUCAGUAUUAUGUUAAUAUACUAGAGUUACGUUGUCAAAUAUUCAACUGUGACCAUUAUUAUUAUUAGUGUAUCAGUAUUAAAUGUCUUACAUUGUUUUUUACAUUUUGACAAUAUUUAUAACUGUAGGAAUAUUUAGAGCGAUUUAUGCACACACAUAUUAUGGUUUUUAUUAUUAGAUAUUUUUGGAAUUUUUAUUUUCCAAUAAAAUUUGCUAAUUUAUCAAAAUUAUCAAUAUAAUGUAAGCACAAAAUAAAUUCCCUCAGUAUUAAUUUUGUUAAUAUUUCAAUUCUUUUUUGUUAGAAAGAAAAUUUUGAAAGAAACAAAGGACAGAUGGUGUUUUUGAACAGUCAAUUGGUCAUC